AGGCCCCUCUCUCCUGACUCACCUCUUCCUCAGUUCAGAUCUCUCAAUGUCAGUUACCAUGGGGAGUUGUCAAGGCAAAGGUCGUUUACAUCACAGUCAACAAUUUCCGACUGGGAAGGUACCGAUAUGUGUCUGGAAACCCUGUUUGAUGAGACCAGAGCAGAGUCGCCUCAGUCAGUUUUAUCAGACUUUGACCUUGAUAAGUUAUUUAAAAACAGGGCGUUGUCCCCGGAAUCAGUGUCUUCAGAUUUUGACUUUUCGCUCCUGCAGGACUGGUUGGCAGAAUUUAGAGCAUCCUCCCCAGAAUCUGUGACUUCAGUUGAGCAGCGCUCUUUGUCUCCUCGUAUGAGAUUUGACCAGAUGCAGACUCAGCAUUGUAACUUUUACUUACAGUACUCUGAAAGUAGACCAUUAUCACCUUUUUCAACACUGUCAGAUGUUGAGUAUUCCGGAUUUUGUCUAGAGGAAUUGUUUGACGACAACAGACCAGAUUCGCCAGAUUUAUUAACUUCGCCGGUUGACACUCAACAAUCUUGCUUCAAUGCACCUGCGUGUCAUCAUCCUUUUGCUACCAAACUUCUUACAUAUGGUGAUGUUUUGAGAGGCAUUGGACCUGAAAAAGAAGAAAAUGUUGUUCUUGUUCAAAAUCAAUCUACCCCUAAGUUCUCUUUCUCUGAAAUUAAACCAUUAUCUGCUGAAGACUCUGUUUCAGUAGAUGAUCCUCAAAAUCUGAUCCAGCUCAAAUGUGUCUCUGCAAUACCCACAUCCUCAGACUUCAAAAAUGAAUACAGGGCAAGACACAAGCAUGUCUUUUCCAACUUCAUGUCACAUUUGUAUGAUCCAGUCUAUAAGGGAAAAUGUUCUUGUUGUAAAAUAAGUUCAAUUGAAGCUACCGUUGAAAACCAGUCUUGCAUGUUAAGCUGUAUACCACAAAAACAUGACAUAUUAGCUCCCAGCUCUGUAGAAAAACAUUCUUCAGUGUUUUCUUUUAGUUUUCAUAGAGCAUCAGAUGUCAAACCAGCUGAUGAGUUUCUGUCUCCAAGUGCUGUCAUCACUGGUCCUGUUUCACCAGCAUGUCAAAGCAAUUCUGGAAUAUCACAGUCUGGAACAAUUGAAACGGGAUCCACAGGGCAUUGCCAGCAUGCUAUGGAAACUGAAGUAAAUGACAGUUCUUCACUUUCAGAGUAUGGGCUGUCAUCACCUGAAAUAUUACAUCCAGAUGAUGAAAGUCAUUUUUAUUUUACCUGCUUAUUCACUGACCAGAGGCCACCUUCUCCAGACUCAUUUGAUGAGUUCACUGCUUUAACUCCUGAUUCACAAAUUCCUCAGUUUGACUGUCAACCUUGUUAUGACAUGCAUUUGGCAGAAAUCAGAUCUGUUUCACCAGACUCCAUAAUGCUGGAGAGAGAUUCUUCUGAUUUGUGUCUUGACACUAUGGUUGAUGACAUCAGAACAGAAUCUCCCAACUCCAUUGUGUUUGACAAUGAACUUAAUGAGUGCCUCAGCAAUAUGCCAUCGGAUCAGUAUAGCCAGUCAUUCCUUGAUUUCUGGCUGUCUGAGUUAAGACCAUCUACGCCUGAAAUUCUUAAAUCACUAGAUAUAGAUGAAGUUUUAAACCAGCAGCCAUGUGGGCCAAGUCUCCCAGAUGAGACUGUUGAUGCAGACAGUAGGCCUGUCUAUAAGCAAGUCUCCGAUGACUUAAUGGCCCACGUACAGGAUCCAGUGUAUAAAGAAAAACAUGUCUGUGAUAAAGUUCAUUUCUUUGAAGAUCCAGUUGAUAAAUUGUGUGAGAAGACUUGUGAUCAAAAGAAAAUUGAAGACUUAACAGUUAGCACGGGAGAGCCACAUGGCCCAGCCAAAUCUUGUCAUUCUGCAAGAACCAUACCUGACUCCAAAUCAUUACAGGAUUCCUCAGUAUCUGACUCUACAGUGCCUGUUCUUACAGUAACAGAUUCACAUCCUCAAAUGGUGAUGCCACCAGCUGGAACUGUUGAGACAAGGCCCAUAGCUUCCUCCUCAAACACAAUUGAUCAGUCUUUUUUUGUCAAACCUCCUCCCUGGGCAGCAAAGAACCUAGAUUAGAUCAUAUCAGGUCACACAGGAUUAGCCAGUUUUGCACUGAAUUGAGUCACAUCCCAUCUGUAGAACUAAAUUUUGAAUGUCAUCAUGCUGUCUGGCCGGAGGAGGCUUUCCAUAAACAAACUCAAGCAAAGAGAGAAUCAGUGCAACGAAGAUCACUUGUGAAAAAACAUAAAAGGACAGACCCUGAAUCAGAGUUAAAGAUGACACAACCCAGAGAUUCAUUUUCCAAGAACAUGAAAAGAAAAUCCAUGACUGAGGACAAGAGCAAAAGUUCCUUGGUGUCGGUAAGACAGCGCAAGCUUUUGCUGAGCAGUGAAUGCAGUGUUGCUUUCAAAAGUAAUAAAUAUGGCAAUACAUAAGGUGUGAAUGUAGAAGCUUUUACUAAUGAUGCCCAGAAGCGUCACUGUCUUGCUGUGGCAUGUUUGCAUUAGAGCAGAAGAAGUGAUAUGUCAGUGAAGCACGACUAAUGGAAAUUACAGUGACCCUGUCUUGGUGACCUGAGCUUCUUGUCCUGGUAUGGAGCAUUCUCAUGAGCUACAUAGACAAAGAGCUAAUGGACUUUGUGAUUCCUUUAAAAUGCCUGACCUGACUGAUUCAAGCCCCAGGAAUUUCAAGUGCCUUGAUUAAAACUGAAGUCAGUAUAGUGAUAAUAAGUUGCAUAGUUCUACUUAGAUCUUGCUUUACAGCCUUAAGAAUCUAAACCAACUGAUGUACUUGCCAUAGCUAGAAGCAUGUACUGUUUGGUAUGCACAGACUCCUGCUGUUUUCAUAACAAAUAGAACACAGACACAUACCAUUCCAUUGGCACCCAUAUUUCCUAUGACUAUACCCUGGUGUCACCCAUAUCCAUAAAAGCUGAAAUUAGAAUUCAGUUCAUUGCAAAAUUAAAUGUGAUAACAUAAUAUCAUAUCUGUAGCUAGACAUUGCCUCCUGCCCUUCUCCCAUCUCCUGUUGUCUAAAAUGUCUAAGCAGGGGGCACAAACAAUUGUUAUAACAUUGCACUAUGCUUUUCAAAAUUUGGAAUUAUGUUAAUAUAGCAAUCUGUUUAAAUUACUGUAAUAACAGAAUAAUUUACCUUUUUGGGAGAUGGGGCAGACUUGCAGUAGAACAGACAGUAUUAGCAUUGACUGUGACAAAUACUGUAUACUGGUGGGUUUAGCAUUGUCAUGGGAAGUGCACUGUUUCCAGCGAACACUUACCUAAAUGAGUAAAUGAUGCAUGUUCACCUCCAUGUUACACCAAAUUCUAUUUUUGACUCAAGUUCACUUGUGCCCUUUUAUUUUUGUAAAAUGAUAUUGUGUUGUCAAUGAUGUUCUCUACGCUUAACAUGCUAUACAAAAUACUAUUUAAAAAGUCUGAAUUUUUUUCAGCAUCUUAAUCAGUCAUUACAUAUGUAAUGUGUUUUGAAUUGUAUGGGGUCUGUAAGAUAAAUAUUAUUGGCAUGUAUAAGAUACUGCUGCAAUGACCUAAACACAAACGGGCUACAAGUGAAUUUUUUCAUUGGAGACACUGCUAUCAUGUACAAAUCCAGAGCCUGUCACUGACAAAUGCAUGCUUCAUUUAAGUAUUUCUUUCAUCACCAAAAGAAAUCACAAAUCAUAUUUAUUUAUAUUUUUCCACUUCAUUGUAUCAUUUCUUGCAGGAAUCAACAGCAUCUUCCAGGGCAAAUCUUUCAGAAUCUUCAAAACAAAAAAAUGUUCAUUUAGGACAGACUCAGGUGUUUCCAACCGAGUCA
This is a messenger RNA of Epinephelus lanceolatus (giant grouper), 3817 nucleotides long. NCBI's taxonomy places the organism in Eukaryota, Metazoa, Chordata, Actinopteri, Perciformes, Serranidae. The record is from RefSeq and is a predicted model, not a curated record.